AUUUGUCAUGGCGUUAUCAGGUUGCCCAUAUGAUUGACAUUUUUUAGUUGUGAUUUGAUUUGAUUAUUGUGUAUGAUCAAAGUUGCCGAAAAAUAUCAUCUUUACGAUAAUCGAUCAUCAAAAACAUCAUGGCUUAUUUGGAAUUUUUUGGCUACUGUUUAAUAGCUUUUGGACCUUCAUUGGCAAUGUUUUGUCUGGUGAUAGCCAACGAUCCAAUUCGUAUUAUUAUCAUGAUCUCAGCAUGCUUCUUCUGGUUAGUAUCGUUGCUGUUAUCCUCCAUUUUAUGGACCAUUGUGGUUCCACUCAAAGAAUAUCUAUUAUUUGGUGUCACUUUUUCCAUACUGUUCCAAGAGACGUUCCGUUAUCUUUUCUAUCAAGUUCUAAGGAAGGCCGAAACAGGUUUACAGAAAGUGGCCGAAGUUGGUCGCAAUGGAUCGAAUGAAAUUCAGCCCAAAUUGGACACCAACCGUAUGCAACUAUCUUUCGUUUCCGGCGUUGGAUUUGGCGUGAUGAGCGGUGUGUUCUCUCUAAUCAAUAUCCUGGCCGAUGCUACUGGUCCCGGAACUGUUGGUCUUGAUGGUGGAUCCACUUAUUUUUUUCUGUGUGCUUCGCUGACAACAUUGGCAUUCAUACUGCUGCACAUUUGUUGGACAAUCAUUCUGUUCAAAUCCUGUGAUAGCGGCAAUAAGCCUUUCAUUUUAUUCGUGCUCAUCUCACAUCUGGCUGCCUCUUAUAUCACAUUUUUGAAUCCUUCGAAGCUAUACGCUAUAUCCAUUCCAAUGCAAUAUCUGCUACUGGUGAUCACAUUUUUGGUGACGCUUAAAUGUGCUGAUUUUCGUUUCGAUCAAUUUGUUCGUUGCCGAAAAACGAAUUGAUUGCAAUGGUGUAUUACCCAUUUUUAUGUUUAUAUGCUUUUUUCAUGUGAAUAAAUCCAUUUCGAUACAUAAA
Molecule: messenger RNA, 948 nt
Organism: Dermatophagoides farinae (American house dust mite)
Lineage: Eukaryota; Metazoa; Arthropoda; Arachnida; Sarcoptiformes; Pyroglyphidae
Gene: aph-1
Product: gamma-secretase subunit Aph-1
Biological process (GO): positive regulation of catalytic activity; protein processing
Cellular component (GO): membrane
Source: RefSeq, a predicted model, not a curated record